UGUCAGCCUGGCGCACAGCGGAACAGCUGACAGCGCACGCACCUCCCAGGAUUUAAGCUAAAGCAGCGGGCCGCUGAGCCUGCCGCCGGCCCGAAGCGGGGAGAGAGGGGGCGAGUUUCCACCUGUCAGGUGACCGCCGGGGACAGCCCAGCGUUUGGGAAAGGAUCGUCAACCUUUUUUUGUCCUUUUUUUAAACUUCAAUUUUUUGAAGUUUUUCUGCAGCACUUUUGUUAGUUUGAAGUUUGGCGCACGCUUUUUGGAUCUAUGCUCUGCGAGGCGACCUCCAAGCUGGGACCAUGUUAGGCAAGCAGGGGAGGCAGUGGAAGUCCAUGUGCAAAGGGCUGGUCCUGGGCACUCUACUGACCAGCUGCAUGAUCCUGCUCUACUGCCUGUCAGCCCCCCAGGUCCAAAUCGACGUGCCUGAGGUCCCAGUGCCCUACUCCUGUGCACACCGGCCAGCACGAGCACGCGCACGCGCCCUGCCGGUGUCGAACGGCUCCCAGAAUGCCGCGGGGCAAGCGGGCACGUGCGCGCCGAAGGUGGACGUCAUGUUCAUGAAGACCCACAAGACGGCCAGCAGCACGUUCAUCAACAUCCUGUUCCGCUUCGGCGAGAAGCACCGGCUCAAGUUCGCCUUCCCCGACAGCCGCAACGACUUCUUCUACCCCUCCCCCUUCCAGCGGUCGCAGGUGAAGGACUACCGGCCCGGCAUGUGCUUCAACAUCAUAUGCAACCACAUGCGCUUCAGCGAGGCCGAGGUGGCCAAGCUGCUGCCUGCCGACACCGCCUACGUCACCAUCCUGCGGGACCCCGCCGAGCUCUUCGAGUCCUCCUUCCACUACUUCGGCCGCCUGGCGCCCUUCACCUGGAAGAUCCCCGGCGAGGACAAGCUGGCCGAGUUCCUGCAGGACCCGGCCCGCUACUUCGACCCCGAGGGCUACAACUCCUUCUACCUCAGGAACCUGCUGUUCUUCGACUUCGGCUACGACAACAACCUGGAGCCGGCCGACCCGCGGGUGGAGGACAGCAUCCGGGCCAUCGAGCGACGCUUCCAGCUGGUCAUGCUGGUGGAGCACUUCGAGGAGUCCCUCAUCCUGCUCAAGGACGCCCUCUGCUGGGAGAUGGACGACCUGCUCUUCUUCAAGCUCAACGCCCGCAAGGGCUCCACCGUCUCCAAGCUGACGCCCGAGCUGAAGGCCAGGGCGCUGGAGUGGAACGGGGUGGACUGGAGGCUGUACCAGCACUUCAACGCCACCUUCUGGCGGAAGGUGGAGGCGUACGGCAGGGAGCGCAUGGCCCGGGACGUGGAGGAGCUCCGCAGGAGGAACAAGGAGAUGGCGGCCGUCUGCAUCGAGGGCGGUCGGGCCGUGGAGGCCGGCAGCAUCCAGGAGACGGCCAUGCAGCCCUGGCAACCCAUCGGGGAGAAGUCCAUCAUGGGCUACAACCUGAAGAAGAACGUCGACAAGAGACACCGCAAGCUGUGUCGCAAGAUGCUCAUGCCGGAACUGCAGUACCUGACCGAGCUGGGCGUCAACCUUUGGAUAACCAAACUGUGGGGGCGGGUCAGGGACAUCAUCAACUGGUAGCCGCGCGUCCUGUGCCAAGUACCAAGCAGGAGCCGUGUGUGAGAACCACAAAGGGAUUCAGAGGAGACCGAUGAGAUUAAGGACUGACCUCAUUGGUGCAUUUCCAAGAGCCAAGGACCCUUAUUAGUGCUUCAGCUUCAGGACAGGCUAAAGCUGUACCAGCACUAAGUCUGGCUGUUUGGAACAUUUGUGGUUUGCAGCCAUUAACUCUGCCCAGAAUGUUAAUUGGAACGGACUCUUUCAUUAAGGGCCUGAGUGCUCUUAAUCUAUCCUCUCAGUAUUGAACAAUGCUGUUUGCACAAUGCCUUUUAUAAAAUAGGUGCUCGGGAAACUGAAGAGAAUCCUCACUGUUAAUUCUAAAUAUACUCUUUAUUUGUUUUCUCAUGAUUAGACUGUGAUCAUACUUUUUUGUGUGUGCCCAUACUAUAUCUGUUAUCUGGUGUGAAAUGCACUGGUAUUUUUAAGGAUUUUAGAUGUGUUAAGUGGCAAAAGAGCAUGACUGGUCAGUCCAUUUUUCCCUUUUUUGUAGCAUCCCCUUCAAGUGUUUAAUUGAUGUUUUGAUUGCAUUACUAAAUCAAUGUUAUUACAAAACUACAAACCACCCAGUUACGAUCCGCUCCGUUCAUAGUUCAUAGUUCCAGAUCAUUUUUCCUGACCAUGAGUUGCCCAUUAAUCUGUGUGAACAAGUCAUGCAGGUCCACCUCUGAUACUAAGCAACAUUGUUACCGUUCAUAAUGAGAAUUCACAUGCCCCUGAUCUGUACUUUCAAAAUGAAGGUGCAUUUGUGCAAACUGAGCUACUGUGUUGUAUUGUUUCAAAAAAUCAAAAAGCAAAUAAAGAGCGUUAUUUUGAAGGAGAA
Anguilla anguilla (European eel) is the source of this 2445-nucleotide messenger RNA. RefSeq names its product galactose-3-O-sulfotransferase 1a (gene gal3st1a). The transcript is spliced from 3 exons. Gene Ontology annotation, cellular component: membrane. The record is from RefSeq and is a predicted model, not a curated record. Gene Ontology annotation, molecular function: galactosylceramide sulfotransferase activity. NCBI's taxonomy places the organism in Eukaryota, Metazoa, Chordata, Actinopteri, Anguilliformes, Anguillidae. Gene Ontology annotation, biological process: myelination; galactosylceramide biosynthetic process. Bases 297 to 1586 code for a protein of 429 amino acids.